Messenger RNA from Folsomia candida, 1246 nucleotides. RefSeq names its product mediator of RNA polymerase II transcription subunit 22. Gene Ontology annotation, biological process: regulation of transcription by RNA polymerase II. The transcript has 3 exons. The record is from RefSeq and is a predicted model, not a curated record. Gene Ontology annotation, cellular component: mediator complex. Gene Ontology annotation, molecular function: transcription coregulator activity. Lineage: Eukaryota; Metazoa; Arthropoda; Collembola; Entomobryomorpha; Isotomidae. Bases 134 to 565 code for a protein of 143 amino acids.
CACUUCGUAUAUAUGAAUGUGUUGAAAAUAAUCAGCCGAUGUAGCAAGAAAUCACAACAAAUAAAAAUACUUUACAUUGUAAGUUAUUAGUAUUAUUAGUUGCAAUUUGAAGGAAUUUUACCAGAUCUGGAGGAUGGCCCAACCAUCUGGUCAACGUCCCCUUCCACAGGGGAAGGAAGCUCUCCUUAAAGCAUACAACAAAAGGCUGAAAGACAACGUCAAGUCAAUGGUAGAUAAUUUCGGAGAAAUAGUAAAGUUGGCAAAGAUGGAAAAUGAAGGUCAAGUUUCUCGAGCCACACAAGCCGAUGAGGAUCAUUUUGAGAUGACCGUUAGAGCCGCAAAUAUGGUACGAGCUGGAGAAUCAUUAAUGAAAUUGGUCACCGACAUUAAACAAUACUUGAUAUUGAAUGAUUUUCCAUCUGUAAACGAUGCAAUUGUUCAGCAAAGUCACCUUUUUAAGCAGAAGCAGACUGAGUGUGAUCGUAAAUUAAUGACGUUAAGGGACGACAUUUCUGGAGACUUGUUUGACCUUGAAGAGGAAUAUUAUUCCUCUGCAUUCAAAUAGAUUCUUAUUUUUUACAUAAUGAACAUAAACAACUGCAUCGAUAUUUAAAGUAUUUAUUAAUUAUUCUUGUCUGAUGAAAUACAUUAAGGCCUUCCAUAAAUAAUAAUGACUAUGUUUCGAUUUAUUUCAAAUCAAUAAUAUUGUAACUUGUUCGAUUAAAUAAUACUUCACAGUCGAUUUUAAAAUAAUUAUGAAUGGUCAUAUUUAACCUACAAAUUGUAUCGUCAAAUUAUGCUAAUUUGCUAUUCGUGGCAAAGACCACAGUUUGUAUAAGUGCUGUAGGAAAGAGCGAGCGUAAGUAGCAGUCCAAUAAUGCUGUUUGCAUUAUCAUAAUUGGAAUGAAAAACAUUUGUUCCCGAACGUAUAUGUCUGUAAUCGCCUGUAGAAAAACAUCCUCAUUCAUAGAUAAAUACUACAUUUUUAUGUUUGCGUACACACAUGUAAACUUUCUUAAGACACUAGGUAUUGUUCUGUUCAUAAUAAUUAAUGGUAUUUACUUAUACUGUGCAAGGAUUUUACAGACACUUUGCAUUACUCAAGAAUUUAUCACGUAACUUAUUGAGCCUUGGCCUUGAGUGAGUGGAAUGAAUAUAUUAUAAUGUAAUACCUUUUGGUAUAUAAAUUAAUAAGUAAAACUUGGAAAUAAUUUUUAUGCUCAAAAUGGAAAGUAUUGUCGAUAUU